Molecule: messenger RNA, 584 nt
Organism: Rotaria sp. Silwood2
Lineage: Eukaryota; Metazoa; Rotifera; Eurotatoria; Philodinida; Philodinidae
Source: the annotation of a GenBank genome assembly
AUGAGUGAUGCUGAACUUUUGCGUAAUGUUAAUGCUCGUCUAUGUCGAUUGCGUCUUUGGUCCAAAUUUGAAGGACUCGGUUUUCAUCUUGAAGCAUCUCCUCGACCACCACAUAUAAUUCGACUUGUCGAAUCAAAUAGUCCAGCUGCAGCUGGUGGUUUGAAAAUUCUUGAUGUUGUAUUAGCUGUUAAUCAAGAAGAUGUAUCCAAAGCUGAUUAUGAUCGAGUACGAAAUGCUAUAAAAACAGCUCGUGAUAUCAAUAUUCCUAUUGAACUACUUGUUGUUGAACAACGUUUUUAUCAAAUACUAAAGACAAGAAAUAUUUCAAUUAAUUCUCAUAUAGCAACUAUCAUGAAUACACCAGAAACAAUGCCAAGUGAUUAUUUAAAUUUUCCUAAACAUGCACCACGUACAUGUUAUAUAUGCUUAAAUGAAACAGACACAUCAUUUGGUUUUGAAGUUAUUCAUGGUGAAAAUGAUAUUGGUGUAUAUAUUCAAGAAGUAUUUUCAAAUAGUCCAGCUAGUAGUACAUCAUUACGUAAAUGUGAUCGUAUUAUUGAAAUCAAUGAUAAAUAUGUCGAUAA